Molecule: messenger RNA, 2191 nt
Organism: Haliotis rufescens (red abalone)
Lineage: Eukaryota; Metazoa; Mollusca; Gastropoda; Lepetellida; Haliotidae
Product: glycoprotein-N-acetylgalactosamine 3-beta-galactosyltransferase 1-like
Exons: 8
Coding region: 1-1356 (451 amino acids)
Cellular component (GO): membrane
Molecular function (GO): N-acetylgalactosaminide beta-1,3-galactosyltransferase activity
Source: RefSeq, a predicted model, not a curated record
AUGGGAAUGUGCCGGAAGUCCAAGAAAUACAAUGUUCACCUUCGCACCAAGCUCCUCACAGCGAUACCCCGUUCGCGGAGCUCUUUAUACUAUGUUACCGAGAGUGUAACGAAGGUGUCAGGGGCUUUGAACAAGGAGCUUGACCUUCGCAUUCAGUCGUCUACCUUUCAACUGCAGACAUUUGCGAAGACGUGUAGUCAGUCCUGUAUCAUGGAGCCAAUAAGGAUCCCCCCUCCAGACGACCCUGGUAUGAGGCUCAAAAUAUACCUUUUCCUGGUGCUAGGCUGUCUGUCGGUUGUCCCAUUUGUUAUGUGGAUGGGUACCAAGUACACCCGCACUCGUUUCCAAGAUGCAAUAAUUUCCCGGAAUCUGUUCCAGGCUCUGCCAUCUGUGCCAUCGGUGGAGAUCUCGCCGACAAGAGUGGCCACCGGCGCACGGAACAGUACAGUAUUUGUAGAUGAUUCCGUUGCAAUAGAAACCUUAUCAAAACUGAAGAUCUUCUGUUGGAUAACAACAAUGGAAAAGGAAAUCAACAACAAAAUCCCCGCAGUGAACGAGACUUGGGCGAGACGAUGCGAUAAAAGAAUGUUUGUCAUGACAACCAGUAAAAAAUAUCCAGGAAAGGAAAUAGUGAACCUUGGCAUCAAAGAUGGCCGCCAGCACUUGACGGAAAAGUCGAUAGCGUCUUUAAAGCAUAUUUACAAACAUCAUCUAGACAAGUAUGACUGGUUUCUGAAAGCGGACGACGAUACGUUCGUCGUGAUGGAGAACUUGAAGUUUCUGUUGUCGCACUAUGACCCGACUGAGGGGGUGUAUGUGGGUCACCUGUUCAAGAAAUACACCAAGUGGGGGUACAUGAGCGGAGGCGCUGGCUACGUGAUCAGCAGACAGGCUCUACGACUUCUGGUGGAACAAGGGUACAAUACAAAAAACACGUGCGCGAAGUCCGGGAAGGACGAAGACGUGGAAGUAGCGAGCUGUCUACACAAUGUCGGAGUCCCCGUCCACAACACCCUAGACAGGUUCGGUCGGGAGUCCUUCCACGCCUUCAGCGCCGGGGACCAUAUCAUGGGCUCCCUGCCUAAAGCUAUGCAGGAGUGGGACCGCCAUGAAACUAAGAAGGGCAAGGAAUGUUGCAGCCAGCUGACAAUAAGUUUUCACUACGUGGAUCCUAAACAAAUGAGGACGCUGGAGUUUCUGUUAUAUAGGACUAGUGUCUAUGGAAGAAAAUCCGAACCACGAUUUUUUCACAAUUUCUUCCAAAUAGGUGUCGUGCCGUCAUUACCUCUACCGACCACGACUAUCCGCAAACCAGGCGCCGAAAAACAAGCUGGUAAACAUGCCAAAAAAGGGUGAAUGGACACACAUCAAGAACCCAAUCUGAAAAGUGUCAUAAAAAGGAAAACAAAGAAGAUCCAAAAUAUCUCUUGUUGAAUGACGAACAUCAUUGACUUAGUACUGCAUUUGGGGGUCUGGUGCCUUUUGCUAUUUUGCAAUCUUUCUAAAUUUUAUUUUAUUACGGUUACCAUGGAAACAAUGUAACAACUCAAGGUUUCGUUUCCGAGCCAUAACUUGCAAACUAAUGAAUAUUUUUGUAUGAAACAUGUACAAUGACCACAUGCUCAACAUGCCUUUUCAUAUUUUUCAGUUCUGUUUUUUAAUUUCUUGUGUUUCCAUGGAAACAAAUUUGAGAUCUUCCAUUAUCUUUCCGGUCUAUAUUGCUAUUCGCAAUUAUUGUUAUUUGGAUUUGCAAGCACAUUUACGGUAACAACUUGAACAAAUGUAUAACAAAACGAGAGUUGGGUGACAUAAGAUUUUGAGUAUAAACACAUUCUAGUUAGAAAAUGGUCUUGGAUUGAUACUUUGCACUGCUGGAGUGCAGAUUAGAUGGCAAAAAGUUCUGUAUUUAAAUGGGAAUAGCUGGGGUUUUUUAUAUUAUGGGAAUGAGAAGUAAUUGAUAUAUGUUCAGAUACAUGGAUACCUAUGCCAGUUGUAUUGUUUGUGUUUUGUGAUGCAUCUUUGUAUGUGUGUGGGUGGUGUGUGUUCGGUUUACUUCAGUGAUACAUUUUAUUCCAGUUUUUGUUUGUUUUUGUUGGUUGGUUGGUUGGUUGGUUGGUCUGUUAUUUAACACCGCGCUCAGCAAUAUUCAAGCUAUAUGACGGCGGUCUGUAAAUAAUCGAUUCUCGACCAA